Messenger RNA from Paraglomus occultum, 441 nucleotides. Lineage: Eukaryota; Fungi; Glomeromycota; Glomeromycetes; Paraglomerales; Paraglomeraceae. The record is from the annotation of a GenBank genome assembly.
UUUACUAUUGGUCCGGUACGGUUCCAUGUAACGGAUCCUUUGUUUGACCCGUCUCUGGUUGGAAAACAGGAAAUUCUGUCGCUAUCCGAUGCCAUACAUCUCGCAAUUACUAGUUGUGAACCAGAUAGGAGACAGCUUCUUUUUGAGAACAUUGUAGUUACAGGAGGAAUCAGUUUAAUAAAAGGAUUGAAGGAACGUAUACUGAAAGAACUUCAUCGCUUCCUAUCCAUUACGGAAAAUGCUGGAGAAUUUCAGACAAGAGAGUGUAAAUGUCUCAAGAUUCCCGAAUAUUUUACAGCUUAUAAAGAUAGACCGGAUCUCGCAGGGUUUCUAGGGGCAGCUAUUGUAGCGAAGCUUGUUUUUCCCGAACCCAAAAACUUUAUUACAAAAAUAGACUACAAUGAGAAUGGGCCGUCAGUCGUUCAUGUCAAAAGUUAUUAA